AUCUGGAUUUGUGCCCAGUCCAAUAACAUGCCCUGAUUCGUGUGUUUCGGCUUUUGUUGCUCAUAAGAAUGGUCAGAAUAGCCUGGUAUCAAGAGAAGAUCGGCGCUUACGAUCAACAAGUCUGGGAGAAAUCACUGGAGACUGCGGAUCUAGUUGAGUUAGAGAGCAAACCAAAGAAGACUGGUCACAUCAAACCAGACCUCAUCGAUGUUGACUUAGUAAGAGGAUCAACAUUCAGCAAAGCCAAACCAAAGAGUCCGUGGACAGCUCAGACUCGAAAAGGUCUGGUCCGAGUUCUGCUGUACCCAUUCUUCUUUCAGUGGUGGAUUCAGGUCACAUCCAAGUCCAUCUCAACGUGUAUCCUGGUACUUUAUUUCCUACAAGUGGCAGCAGUGGCGCUUUACCUGGAUGUCCCCCGGGCGAGUGCCAGCGAGGUGUUUGGGCCCAUGUGUCUCAUGCUGCUGCUGGGGACCGUGCACUGCCAGAUUGUUUCCACUGAGUCCAGCCGCUGGCCCUCAGGCAGUCCACCUGCUAGCAGCAGCACCAGUCCUGCACGCCGGAGGAGGCCAAGGAAGGGCAGAGGGUUGAAAAAAUCAGAAGAAAAGAGUGACAGCAGGAACACGGAGCUGCAGGGACUCUUGCAGUUUGAAGAUAGCCAGCGAUUAUUCAGAAGCGAGGAGAGGAGGAGUAAAAGUAAUUCAGGAUUUGGGGCAUCUGAUGAGCUAUCUAGUGAAGAAGAAGAAGGUGGAGUGGAAGAUAUUCGGCCAACACAACAUCUGAAGGUUCACACAACUAGUCCAAUAUCAAUAUCUGCUUCAGCAUCUCCUGUUAGGAAGAGAAUUGUGAAAUCUUCUCCUAAACCAACACCAAGACCUCAGGAGGGGAAUGUGGCUUCUAACAAGGCGAAGCUUCGUAAGAUGGAGCGCCUCAUGCCAGGUUCUCGUCCUGCCUCUGACACGGACGACACAAUGUGGGAGGAGCUCCUCCAGGAGCCUGACUCCCCCUCCACGGGGAGCAGUGACAGCGAGAUUGAUGGGAGAUGUACCGCUGGGCUGAACAUCCAACAAAACACCACUCAGAGCAGUGGUGAUGAAAGCCUGCAACAAGGAAUCAGCAAUAGCCAGCUGACUUGGCUUCAGGCAUGUCACCCCUCAAAGGACCGUGUUAGUGCUAUAAUAUGGGAGAAUGGAGAGUGCAAGAAAGCAGACAUAUCGGUACUGGAGAUCAGUGGGAUCAUCCUCACACGGGUGAAGUUAGUGGAGCAGGGCAUUGGUUACCUUGGCCUCGGUGGCCUUAUGACUGCCACCCUGGCACUGCUUCCCUUUGCGUUCCGCCUGGCUCAACGUUUGGACAUGUCGAGCCUCAGCUCCCUCUCUCUCGCACAGCUGGUUGAAAUCGCAGUGGGACCGACGGACGCCCGAUCUUCUGCCUUUUUCUUCAUCACAACAAUUCAAAGAGUCUGUCUCACAGGGCUGUUCUUUUUUAUGAUGUGUGUAGCUGAGAGAACCUACAAACAGAGACUCUUAUUUGCCAAAUUUUUCAGCCAUCUCACUUCAGCUCGCAAGGCUAAGAAGUCUGAGGUCCCUCAUUUCAGGCUGAAGAAAGUGAAAAACAUAAAGAUGUGGUUGUCACUACGCUCUUUUCUCAGGAGACGAGGCCCACAGCGCUCCGUAGAUGUCAUUGUCUCCACGAUCUUCCUUUUAGCGCUUUCCAUUUCAUUCAUCAUCUGCGCCCAGCUUCUGCACAACCACAAGACAUUUCUAGAGUCUUUAUUAAACUGGGAACUCGUGUUGUGGUGUUCUUCCCUCCUCCUCUUCCUGCUGCGGCUCGCCACUCUGGGCUCAGAAACCAACUCGAAGUACAGCAACUCCUCUGUGCUGCUGACUGAGCAGAUCAAUCUGUAUCUGAAGAUGGAGAAAAAGCCGUAUAAGAAAGAACAGCUCAGUAUAGUGAACAACGUCUUAAAACUGGCUACAAAGUUGAUGAAGGAGCUGGAUACUCCCUUCAGGCUGCUGGGUCUGACUGUGAACCCCCUGAUCUACAACAUCACCAAGGUUGUCAUCCUUUCGGCUGUUUCUGCAGUGGUCAGUGAAAUGCUUGGCUUCAACAUCAGACUUUGGAAAAUCAAACCUUAAUGUGAAGACAACAACAAGCCACUGGGGUCCAGAAACACACACUGCUCUGUCCAAAGCUGUGGGAAUGCAGGGUGCAAAGGGCGCUGCAGCACCUUCUGAUGGCCAGAAGAAAUGCACGCCCAAACAGUUUUAA
Messenger RNA from Nematolebias whitei (Rio pearlfish), 2268 nucleotides. RefSeq names its product putative homeodomain transcription factor 1 (gene phtf1). NCBI's taxonomy places the organism in Eukaryota, Metazoa, Chordata, Actinopteri, Cyprinodontiformes, Rivulidae. Bases 69 to 2135 code for a protein of 688 amino acids. The transcript has 16 exons. The record is from RefSeq and is a predicted model, not a curated record. Gene Ontology annotation, cellular component: endoplasmic reticulum.